AUGGCUACUCUUGUUGCUCCCAAAGAUUCUUCUCCAAUUGAAGAUGCUGAAACUAUCAAGAGGGCAUGCAAAGGAUUAGGGACUGAUGAGAGAGCCCUAAUAUCCAUAUUAGCACAUCGAAAUGAAGCACAAAGAAAACUUCUUAGGCAGGCUUAUUUAGAUCUUUAUCACCAAGAUCUUAUCCAACAACUUAAGUGUGAAGUUUCAGGAAAAUUUGAGAGAAGUUUAUGCUAUUGGACAAUGGAACCAGCUGAAAGAGAUGCUGCAUAUGCUAAAGAAGCAUUGGAGAAAGCAACACCAAAUUAUUAUAAAAUAAUUAUUGAAAUUGGUUGCACUAGAACUUCAGAAGAGCUUUUGGCUAUAAAGCGUUCAUACCAGUUUCUAUACAAACACUCUCUUGAAGAAGAUGUGGCCUCUCACACAUUUAGUGACAUUAGGAGAUUGUUGGUUGCAAUAGUAAGCACUUACAGGUAUGAGGGACAUGUAAUUGAUGAGAGUGUGGCUAUUUCAGAAGCAAAUAUUAUUCAUCAAAUAAUUGAAAAGAAGGAUUUUAGCAAUGAUGAAAUCAUUAGAAUCUUAAGCACAAGAAGUAAGAAGCAGCUGUGUGUCACUUUCAAUUCCUUUAGGAACAUUUAUGGCUCAACAAUCACCAAGGGAUUAGUAGCCAGUCCAAGUGAUGAAUACUUAGAUGCACUGAGAACAACUAUUCGUUGCAUUAAGUACCCCCAAAGAUACUUUGCCAGGGUGUUACGCAAUGCCAAGAAUGAGUUGGGAGUUGAUGAUGAUGGUGUUAGCCGAGUUAUAAUCACCCGUGCAGAGGAGGAUCUAAAAGAAAUCAAGGAUCUCUAUUUUAAGAGGAACAAUGUCACCCUUGAAGAUUUUGUAACUAACAACAUAUCAGCAGAUGGAGAUUACAAGAAUUUUCUUCUUGCUUUGUUAGGCCGUAUCUGAAUUCACCACAGAUUUAAUAUUGAAAAACAAUUUCUGAUAUGUUUCAGAAAAUAAUAACAAUAAGUUAUAAACUAAUAAACUCUCUUAAACUUAGACCAUGGUUGGUUCAUGUUUCUUUUUACUGUUAUAGUGAAAAUUAUUCAU
This is a messenger RNA of Arachis stenosperma, 1095 nucleotides long. Its product is annotated as annexin D8-like. Lineage: Eukaryota; Viridiplantae; Streptophyta; Magnoliopsida; Fabales; Fabaceae. Gene Ontology annotation, molecular function: calcium ion binding; calcium-dependent phospholipid binding. Gene Ontology annotation, cellular component: cytoplasm. The record is from RefSeq and is a predicted model, not a curated record. The coding region runs from base 1 to 951 and encodes 316 amino acids. The transcript is spliced from 6 exons.